Adineta steineri is the source of this 576-nucleotide messenger RNA. Lineage: Eukaryota; Metazoa; Rotifera; Eurotatoria; Adinetida; Adinetidae. The record is from the annotation of a GenBank genome assembly.
AUGUCAUCGCAAGGUGAAUCAUUUUCUCAACGAACUGCGUUUCAUACCGCUGGUAGUCGUAAACCUAUUGAAGUGAAUCAACAAUCAUUAGCUCGUGUCGCUCAGAUUCUAGGUGCUGUAGCUAAAGAAGAAGAUGAUACUAAACCAUCCGAAUAUGAAAAUGAAUUUGAUGGUGAUGAAGUCGAUGAUGAUCUUGUAUUUAGUACAGUUCCACAACGAUCAUUAAAUCCAACAACAACACAAAUACAUUUUGAUGAAAUUGAUGAUGAUGAAAUGCGUCGUUUUGCUGAAUCAUUUGAACAAGAACAACAAGAUGUUAAAAUGGAUGACAAUAAUCAACUAGAUGAUAAUGAAGAUGAUAUUGAUGAUGAUGCUGAUCAACUUUGUGAAGAUUAUGCACUUAAAAUGCAAACACCAACAAAAUCAGUACAUAUAGAAAAUAAAAAAAGAAAAGAACCAUGUAUUGAAGAUCUCGAUGCACUUUUAAAUGAUGAUGAUAGUGAUAGUAAUGACAAUAAUGAAAAAAAUCAAAUGGAACAACAACAAAUGUCACCUGUAUUUAAAAAAAAAUUAUAA